Molecule: messenger RNA, 1097 nt
Organism: Cololabis saira (Pacific saury)
Lineage: Eukaryota; Metazoa; Chordata; Actinopteri; Beloniformes; Belonidae
Exons: 2
Coding region: 190-678 (162 amino acids)
Source: RefSeq, a predicted model, not a curated record
UUCUGGGAAAGUAGCAGUUUAAGGGGGAAAAACAAGCGUGUGGACCCACGAAACAGGCCUGACCUCGGUUACUGGAACUCAGCAAGGUGUUGUUUUAAAGAGACUCCAAAGUGUGGGUGUGAGUAUACAUCUCAGAAAGGGCUGAUUUCAAACAGCUGAAACAUCACUUGAAGAAAAGGCCGGGACAACAUGAAUACCACCGACCCAGGAUCCAACUUCACCUUUGCUUCUCACACAGAAAACGCCACUCUGUCCAGCCUGACAAUCACCAGCAUCUCUCCGACGCUCCCACCCCCUCCAUCCUAUCCCUCAGAAGUGCACGAUCCAGAGUUCACCAUCAUGGUGGUGCUGGGCUUAUCGCUGCUGCUAGCGGGGUUGGCAGCGUUCCUGGCCGUGUGCCGGCGCUCUGAGCAGGACGGGGACUUUGAGGCGAGCUGUGUCCCCGGGGAGAGCUUGACUCGUGGAAGGAACUUAUCCAGUGAGCCUCAGCUCAAGGUGUGGAAGAGGCUGGGCUCGUACCGGCGGGCAUACAACCUCUCCUUCAGACGGCCGCCUCACCGCCGGCCGCAGCAGCAGGACGGAGCCCCGGUGUCCCAGCCUGCAGCGCCGCAGCCGGAUCCCAGGCCGGAGCCCCACCUCACCAUGCCCUGUCUGUUCGACUACGUCACUGAAAUCUGACUCAAUCCCACUCAUGACACCGUGUAUUUGAAGGCUGUUACAGAAAAACUGUCUUGUAUAUACUGGGAGACUGCAAAGAAUGCAUUUUAGUAUUUUGUCUAACUUUUUAAAUAUUCAUUGUGGAUGAUGUUUGCUAGAAAAAAAAAAUCCACAGGGAAAACAGUUUGUGAGUGGUUAUUUUAUCUUGAACAGCAGGUAAAAUUGUUAGGGGUGAGGUUCACCUGUGGACUUUUGUCAGAGUUCUGGGUUGUGUGCUUCAGAUAAAAACAAAAUAUAUAUAUAUAAAUAUGUUUAGUUUGACUGUUAAUCAACACGAUCACAGUUGAAAGUCCAGGAACAACAUUAUUCUUCUCCUCCAUGCUGCUAAUUACUCCUCAGCACUAAACCUCAUCCAUCAAAUGAGUCACGUGCAUCAACAC